This is a messenger RNA of Chenopodium quinoa (quinoa), 3885 nucleotides long. Its product is annotated as probable disease resistance RPP8-like protein 2. Gene Ontology annotation, biological process: defense response to other organism. The transcript has a single exon. Gene Ontology annotation, molecular function: ADP binding; protein binding. The coding region runs from base 16 to 2592 and encodes 858 amino acids. NCBI's taxonomy places the organism in Eukaryota, Viridiplantae, Streptophyta, Magnoliopsida, Caryophyllales, Amaranthaceae. The record is from RefSeq and is a predicted model, not a curated record.
UCUGCUGAAAGCAGUAUGGCAACUAGAUCCGGAGAUGAGAUUGAUCUUACUGAAAUAAUCUCAAAAGUUGCAGAGCUUAUCUCUGAGGAAUCCCCAAUAAUACAGGGAUUUGAAGAUCAAUUUGAAUCACUCGAGCCGGGUUUAAGAGCUUUACAGGUUAUACUAAAAGGAUCAGAAGCACAAAGAAGCUCAAACGACAGGGAGGUAAACUUAUUGAUGGGAAAGUUGAAAGAUGUUGCUUUUUCUGCAAAAACCCACAUUGAUAAUUUUAUCAAAAAACGAGAGGGCCAAAUAGAAAGAGUUAAGUUCAAGAGGUAUGUGUCAUUGUUGAGCAAUGCCAGGACUCAAAAGGAACUAAUUAAACUUUUAAAGCAAGUAGCAGUCCAGAUUUCUGAACUCAUUACACGAGCUAGAGAAUUAAACUUUACCGCAGUUGCAGACUCGUCCUUUGGGCUUGAGACAUGGAAUGGGAGCAGUGUAGUUGGCCGUGAUGAAAGUGCGCAAAUUUUGGAAGGUUAUCUUCUUUCUAAACAACGUAAUCGUGCUUCUACAAUUACAAUAUUGGGAGUGAAGGGCGUUGGCAAGACAACGCUUGCAUCCAUGGUCUAUAAUAAUGCCAUGAUAGCUAGUCAUUUUACUUGUCGUGCUUGGGUAACUGUACAACAGGAUUCAGAUCCUCGGGACAUUUUGCACAGCAUAGCCAAGCAAGUUAUACAGGGAUAUAACAAUGGAGAUCUGGUACAGAGUAUACUAUUGGCUUUGAGUAGCAGAGAGCGUUACCUAAUAGUGCUAGAUGAUGUCUCGAAACCUGAAGUCUGGAGACAGCUGCAAGAAGUGUUGCCAAUCACAUGUGCUGGUGCAGUUAUCAUUGUCACCCAAGAUAGAGAGACUGCCUUGGAGGCCAGCUCAAGAGGGCUAAUUCAUCAAGUGCAGUUGCUAACUCCAGAGGAAAGUUGGGAGCUAUUUUGUGCUAAACUUGGAGAUGUGCCUCAGGAGUUGAUGCAUCUGGGAAAGGCCAUAGUAGAAAGCUGCAAGGGCUUGCCACUGACAAUAUCAGAGACUGUGGGUAUUCUCUCUAGGGAAGCAAGAACUGUGGAUCGCUGGAAUUGGCUACUGCAAGAGCUCCAACAAAAAGGUUCUAUCAAACAUAUAGCUGCUGAUGCAUUACCACCUAAUCUUAAAAAAUGCCUGUAUUAUUUUCUGCUUUUUGAUGAGAAUUAUGAAAUUCCUGUUAGACGGCUGAUUGCACUUUGGCUUGCUGAGGGACUAGUGCAUCCCGAAGGGUUCAAUGAUGAGAUACCUCUGGAGGCUACAGCAAAUAAGUACCUAAUUGAUUUGGAAAAUCGAACAGUCAUACAGGUUCUAAGAAAGAAGACUAAUGGUGAUAUCAAGGCAUGUCGGCUGCAUCAUAUUAUCAGAGAUAUACUGCUACCAAAAGCCCAGGAAUCUCAUUUUUUUAAUGGUAGCAGCAGCAAUGUGAUCCACGUCUAUAGGCUCGCUCAUCUUCCAGAAGUAGAGGGUGCUACCUCUUCUGAGAGAGCAGCUGAACGGAAUCAACAAAGGGGUAAUUUACCAACUAGCUUUAAGCAUAUGCGUUCGUUCCUAUCCUUUGAUCCGAGAGAAGGGCGAGAGCCAGGAGAGCACAUCAGAGACUUUCUAAUAAAAGGCAUCAAGAUGGGAGGCUUUAAACGAUUGAGAGUAAUGGAUCUUGAAGGUGUUUUCCGUCCCAUUUUACCUGACUUUGUGCUUAAGGAACUUAGCCACCUUAGAUAUUUGGGGCUAAGGAGGACUUAUUCAGAUAUACUCCCGGCAUCAGUUGGCUGCUUGCAGAAGCUUCAGACACUGGACUUGAAACACACUAGCAUAAGCACAGUUCCACAUUCCAUCUGGAAGCUGAAAGAAUUGAGACACUUGUACCUCAGUCAGGACUACCGUACUAGGUUACCAUGUCCCUCUAGUGUGACGCCAAUCUCUUUAACUGAUCUACAAACAUUGUGGGGUGGGUACAUAGAUGAUCAGAGCCUAAUUAAAGAUGGCUUAGAUAGGCUAAAGAGUCUCAAAAAACUGUCAUUGACAUGUCAAAUGGAAGCUUCAAAACAGAAGGCCCUAGAAGAGUGGAUUGUUAACGUGCCUUGCCUUGAAUCCUUAAAAUUGAGGUCAAUUAAUCAAGUGGUCCAACCAUCUAGCCUCUAUUUUGAGCAUCUUUCAGGCCUUGCUAAUCUCAAAAGUCUUUACUUGUUUGGAAAGAUAGAGUCUACACACGUUAGUGUACUCUCCACACUUCCAAAAAGACUUUCACAGAUUACUCUGUCUCUGUCCAAGUUAGAACAAGACCCAAUGCCCAUAUUGGGGAAGCUUCAAGAGUUGAGAAUCCUUGAUUUGCUCUCUGAAUCUUAUACUGGAAAGACUAUGAUGUGCCCCGCUUCAAGCUUUCAACAACUUCGUUUCUUAAAGCUCUGGAAAUUGAAAGAACUGGAGGACUGGACUGUGGAUAAAGAGGCUAUGCCAGUAAUUGGAGCAAUUGAGAUCCGAUCUUGUCUGAAAUUGAAGACAUACCCUGUCAAAAUGAAGCAUCUAAUUUAUUUCCAGUGAACAUGAUAACUACUGUCAAGAAAUAACACUAAGGCUGGAAUUAUUGUCUACAGUACACUAUGGUACAGAAGUUCCUUGAGAUAAGGUACUGAAUACUGAUUGUUACUGACAGACUCAGAGAUGUCAUAAUUACACUACUGCUCUUUUAUUUAGCAUAAUGCUGUUUAGUUUCCUUUUUUUACAUUCAUUUUGUUGAGGCCUUAAGGCCUUGGAUCUUAAGGGAUGGAGGAGGAGGAUCUUUGUUGAUGAUUACACGGAAUAAUCAAAUUUGGUUCAUGUAGCCGACCCACUUAUGGGGAUUAAGGCUUAGAUUGAUUGAUUGAUUGAUUUUGUUGAGGCCUUAAAUUGUAGGGAGCUGAUACACAUAGACAAAGUCUAUGUGUAGCCCCACAUAGACAACUAAUAAUAUUGCGACACAUCAGCAUUGUAAAAAAUGGAAAGAAAGAGACUUGAGCGUGAGAAUAAGCGGUAAAAAGCGUGUAAGAGUCCCGCCUAAGGAGAGAGGAGCGGUAAAUGCGUUAUUGAAAUUAUCGCGCCAUAUUCAUAAAAAAAAAUACUUCUCCAAACUAGGUAAUUAAGUAGUUUUAGAAACCACUUGUAUAGCAAUGGCAAACGACAGUGAAGAAAUUCAUUGAUUUGAAGCUAAAGAUUUUAAUUUGAUAGCUGACAUUGUUGUUUAAAACCUUUUUUUGGCGACAUCAAAAGUAAGUUUUAAAAGUAAUUGGUCAAAUUGAAAUUUUAUAAACGAACUAAAUUUUUUUUCUUUUUUUACAUAGCUUACUGAGUAAAUUAGGGAAUAUGUUGUAUAACUUGUAUUUGAUGAAUUAGGUAUUUAUAAAGAAAUAUGACUGGUUUGAAGUUACUCAUUCUAUCCCUAUUUUUUUGCCCCAUUUGACUUUACACAGUCUCCAAAACUCGUCUUAAUACAAAUAAUACUAAAACAUCUAUUUUUUUUAUUUCGCCAACCAUCGUUUCAUACUCUAAACCACAUCACUCUCUAAUUACGCCGACCAUCGGCCCUUCCUUUCCUCUCAACCACCUUACUCACCUUAAAGCCACCGUCGUCGCCCCUCCAUGGUGUCUUCUCGCCAUAAAAAAAAAAUUUGAGGAUGCGGUCGCGAUUGCGGUAAUGGUCACGUUGUCGCGGGAACGGCUUAUAACGGACGAAUAUAACGGAUCGCGGCAAGCGCGGUGUGAAUUUUUCAAAUAAAUUCACAUUAAUGGAUUAAGUGGUGUUUAUAGCUUUUAAGUUAAAAAUGUAUUCUUUGAACAUAAAAUAACCAUAUAUAUCAA